AAAAAUGACGGUACCGGUGGAAAAUGUGAGGGAUGUAUUGUCUGUCAGAGUGAUGCGAUUAAAUCGUCCAACGUUUGUUAUACAACGAUGUGAAUCAACUGAACUUUAUCUAGAUGAUAUAGCUGGUUGUUUAACAACAUCUGAUGCCGGUAUACGUGGAGAUCUUGAUGGUGUUGCGUUAAAUCUUCUAUCUAAUGGGAAUAUACCUUUUUCUUCAAAUUUGAAAGAAUCUCUUAACUGUGAUACUGCAUUAACUAAUGACAGUAAAGAAAACUAUGAUUGCGGUAUACAACCGAAAGUUGGAGGUUAUAGUGAAUUGUUAAGUUUAACUCAUUCUUUUGGUUUGAAAAUUCAGCUUCCUACUUUUGGUGAUAUUCAAGUGAGAGUGUCAAGUCUUCCACCUACUGUAACAACAGAACAACCAUUCACUAUGAAAUUUGAAUUGACAAAUUGUAGUAAAAUGAAUUUAGACUUGAUACUUAGUCUGCAUUCAUUUCGACGCAAUGCUUCUGCAUCCAUUCCAUUACAAUCAUCAUUGAAUGAUAAAGAGAAUACAUUGAACAAUGAACAAAAUGUUAUUCAAUGCAUAAACAAUUGUUAUUUAUCACCGAUUGUUUGGUUAAGUAGAACAAAACAAAAAUUAGGUAAAUUAUCACCUGGUCAAUGUGUUCCAUUCGAAUUGAAUUUAAUGGCUACUGUACCUGGAUUACAUAUGAUUUCCGGUUUAUGUAUUCAUGAAUUAACAAUGAAUCGUGAUUAUGAAUUUAACAAUUUAGCUCAUGUGCUUGUUUUUGCCAAUAAUUCUGUUCCAAUGUAAUUUUCUUCUCUCGAUCUCUCUUGCUGCCUCUCUCUCGUUGCAUAAUCUUAAUCGUUUGCUUAUAACUAAUGUAUGUGAAUAAAAUUACAUCAUCAUAUCUACACAUAUAUAUUACAAUUGUAUGUCUUUUUUUAUUUAACAACCUUUUGUUUUCACAUCUACGGUAUAUUUUGUUUGGAGUGUUUCAUCUUACCUACUUACUUACUGACUUGCGCUUGUUACUCCUAAUGGAACAUAGGUCGCCGACCAGCGAAUUAUCUGUUCUGGUUAACGUUUUUCCUUCUAGCGAAAUAGAUCUCUACGGGAGGACGUUGCUAAGCUCUUUGCCCAACCUUUCUCCUUUAUCCAAGAGCUUGUAGUGACUCUAGAAGAACUCCAGGUGGAGUUUAGUUUGUUUUUAAUUUUUCCUUAUUUACUUCAGCUGACUUUUUAUGUAUUCAUCAGCGAAUAAAGGUGAAUUUUUGGAUUUUUCUCUCUCUAGUGAUUUAUUUAUUCUAUGCAAGAUUCUUGUUCUCUCUCUGUGUGUGUAUACAGUUGUUAGUUUUGUUUUCAUAUUUUUUUCAAUUAUCAAAAUCGAUAAUAAUGUUGUACCAUAUUCCUUACUUACUUAUUUACUUACUUACUUACUUCCCUACACCUGUUACUCCGAAUGUAGCAUAGGCUACUGUGUAUCAUAUGAAAAUAAUAAUCGGAAUUUGAAAUGGAAUGUCGUUUUUCUUUUCUUUUGUUGGUUCUGUCGAUCAUUGAAUCAUUCAUUUUAUGCUGGUAGUUCAUUU
Molecule: messenger RNA, 1593 nt
Organism: Schistosoma turkestanicum
Lineage: Eukaryota; Metazoa; Platyhelminthes; Trematoda; Strigeidida; Schistosomatidae
Source: the annotation of a GenBank genome assembly